Colletotrichum godetiae is the source of this 950-nucleotide messenger RNA. RefSeq lists its product as uncharacterized. The transcript has 2 exons. NCBI's taxonomy places the organism in Eukaryota, Fungi, Ascomycota, Sordariomycetes, Glomerellales, Glomerellaceae. Bases 224 to 550 code for a protein of 108 amino acids. The record is from RefSeq and is a predicted model, not a curated record.
GUAAAUUUCUCGAUUCUGAAGCGAACGCGUUUCAUGAUGAUUGCCGCGACGAUGCUGCAGCAACUUCAAGUUGUGGCAGAAAACGCCGCCGUAAAGAGUCCUUUGGUGAGGCGCGUCUGACGGUAGAGCCGCUUCGGUUUGAUUCACAGAUGAUUGAGGCACUUGAGGAAAGGCAAGACGAUUGGUCAGAGGCACUAUCUAACGAGACAAGUGAUCAAGCAAGAUGUACUACAAUUAUUUCCUUUCCCCAUUGAGUCCCCAGCUAACACAUUGCACAGCAUCGAUUCAACAAUUUUCUGCCUCUAGUGCCAACCUGGUGCAGGGCGUCUUUGAGGGUUGUGUCUUUCAACGAGCUUUGGAAGUCAGCAGUUUGUGGAGGAAAGAAAGGGCGGACGGCAGUUUACAAACGAACUGCAUAACGGCGCACAUUCCCAAUAUAGAGGGUCAGGAUAUCACCUUCGUUAUCCGGGUAGCUCACGAUCCUGGAUUCGCUAUCAUUGGAUAUCUGCAGUUCCAAGACUCUUUCGAGGUGAAACUGAGUCGCACGUAGACAUCCUCAUCAUUCUUUCCGCCAAAUUGUUGCAGUUGUUUGGUAGAGCUUCAGUUUCGAGCCUUUAGUAACCUCGUAUUUUUCGGUCGACCUGCCCAGGUUCAGUGCGGCUUGUUGCCCGGGUAUAUAGAGAUAGAGUAGCAUCCCAUCCGCCGUGACCAGCGAGUCUUCUUCCAGGUGUACAAAGCCCGGGCCAGUGACGUGGAAUUCUUUGCCGUACUCGAACGUAUACGUCGUCAUGACAAGGCUUUUUGGCCGGGUGAGUUACUAGAUGGGCGUUUUCGCCCUGCUUGUCUUGCAACGUGGAUUCUGCGAUCAAUAACUUGUGAUGUUCCUGUGUUGCUGCCGUUGAUGCGAUAAAUUCUCAAAGGUCAUGAUAUUUGUCCUACCGAAAGGAAUG